Messenger RNA from Aplosporella prunicola CBS 121167, 3435 nucleotides. RefSeq lists its product as uncharacterized. Gene Ontology annotation, cellular component: cytosol; nuclear envelope. The transcript is spliced from 7 exons. The record is from RefSeq and is a predicted model, not a curated record. Gene Ontology annotation, molecular function: small GTPase binding. Bases 118 to 3270 code for a protein of 1050 amino acids. Gene Ontology annotation, biological process: protein import into nucleus. Lineage: Eukaryota; Fungi; Ascomycota; Dothideomycetes; Botryosphaeriales; Aplosporellaceae.
CACGACAAACCCCAGGUCAGCACCAGGCUGUAGACUCAGCACGCCGCGAGAUAGAUUCAAUGCCGACAUCCGCGUUAUCACACUCAUAGGUUACUUUUCGCGCCCGGUGUUACCGCAAUGGCUUUCCAGGGGGCUCUCGAACUGCCGGCGGAAGCAAACCCGCUAACUGAGGGUAUCCUUUUUCACGUGCUCCGCUCUGCAUCGUCAAGUGAUCCACAGCAAGUCCAGACUGGAACGAAGCAGCUUCAAAAAUGGCAAACAGAGAAGGGAUUUUACCCUAUGCUGCAGGCUGCCUUUAUAGACAAGUCUCUCCCCCUCGAGGUCCGCUAUUUAGCAAUCAUCCAACUCAAGAAUGGUAUCGACAAAUAUUGGCGUAAGACGGCUAUGAAUGCGGUCAGCAAGGAGGAUAAAGCAAUUAUCCGUUCGAGACUGCUCGAAAGCGGCGUAAGCGAAGUGGACCAAAGGCUCGCCCUGCAAAAUGCUCUAGUGAUUGCAAAGAUUGUCCGAUUUGAGUACCCUUCUGAUUGGCCCGAUGUCAUCAACCAAGUUCUCGAGCUUCUGCGCAAUUCAACCUCACCUACUGCAAACCGCCUGUACCUCCCUCGGACUCUUCUGAUUCUCCUUCACAUUGUCAAGGAUUUGGCGACUGGUCGUCUUAUCAGGCUGCGCUCGAACCUUCAAUCGAUUUCUCCCGAAGUAUUCCGCGUCCUUGGUCAUAUUUACAUGGAAAAGGCGCAGCAGUGGCAAGCAUGGCUGCAUAAUGGAGGCGAUAAUGAAGGCGGAGCAAUCGAAAGCAUGGAACAAAGCCUCCUUUCAAUCAAAAUAAUACGCCGUCUGCUAAUUGUGGGUUUUGAAUUCCCAAACCGGGAGAGCGACAUACAGCAAUUCUGGGCCAUUGUACGGAACCAGCUAGGAGAAUUCCUCACUUUCGCCACGCAGUCGAUUCCCGAGCAUUUGAAGCUUCUUGUCGAGAAACAUCUUAUGCAGCUUUCUAAGCUUCAUCUUGAGAUGGCCAAAACCCAUCCAGCUGCCUUUGUACUGCUUCCAGACUCACUCAGUCUUGUCAAGGCUUACUGGGGCUUGGUAGUCAAGUUUGGAGAAGACUUUGGCACUUCUCUCCCUUCUUCCGGGAAAAUCGGAACAGAUGGCGAUGCGGAUGAUGAAGUGAAGACCAUCAUGGAACGCCUUAGUCUCAAGGGACUGCUAUUGAUCCGCGCUUGCAUUAAGAUGGUCUUCAACCCGGCCCAGACGUUCAAAUACCGUCACGAACAGGAAAAACAAGAGAAAACCGAAGCCACGCAGCUUGUCAAGCAGCAAUUGCUUCAAGAGGAUUUUAUCCGGGAAAUGAUGGAAACUGCGGUCACCCGUUAUUUCGUCUACCAGUCCAGCGACUUGCGCCAAUGGGAAGAAGAACCAGACGAGUGGGAGAGGCGCGAAGACAUGGAAGGAGACGACUUUGAGUUCUCUGUUAGGUCCUGCGCAGAGAAGCUCUUCCUGGACCUUUCCAUUAACUUCAAAGAUCUGCUUGUUCAACCGCUGCUCAACGUCUUCUAUUCCGUCGCCUCGCCAGACAACGAGAAUGUUCUUUUCAAGGACUCGGUUUAUACGUCCGUUGGUCUGGCUGCCCCGGUUCUUCACGAACACCUCGACUUCGACGCCUUCAUCCGCUCAACGCUGGUUGUGGAGGUCCAGAAGCAACAACAGGGCUAUAACCUUCUUCGCCGCCGCAUUGCCAUCUUGCUCGGUCAGUGGAUAACGAUAAAGGUCUCGGAGGAAAGCAGACCUCUCGUCUAUCAGAUCUUCCAACACCUAUUGAACAAGGACGACCCACUCAAUGACCACGUCGUUCGAGUGACUGCUGGUAGACAGUUCAGAAAUAUCGCCGAUGACUGGGAGUUCCAGGUCGAAUCUUUCUUGCCAUACGCACCCGACAUCCUGUCACGCUUGAUGGCAUUGAUUGAAGAGGUAGAGCUGACCGAAACGAAGAUGGCGUUACUAAACACCAUUAGCGUCAUUGUUGAGAGGCUCGAGCAUCAUAUCACGCCCUAUGCCAACAGCAUUGUCUCUUUAUUACCGCCUUUAUGGGAUCAAUCUGGGGAGGAGCAUCUCAUGAAACAAGCCAUUCUCACCAUGCUCGCUCGCAUCAUCAACGCUAUGAAGGCCGACUCUCUGCCAUAUCACUCGCUAGUCAUACCUAUCAUUAAGGGAACUCUCGAGCCCGGAUCCGAGACACAACUGUAUCUGCUGGAGGAUGCUCUAGAACUCUGGCAUUCCAUUCUCGUUCAGACACCAGCACCAGCAUCUCAGGACAUACUCUCUCUGGCCCCGUACCUUAUUUCGACCUUGGAGCUUGGUACUGACAGUCUCCGCAAGACAUUGGAAAUUGCCGACACAUAUCUGAUCCUUGCUCCGGCUGAGAUGUGUUCAGAUGCUCUUCGAACUCAGCUUUUGCAGUCCCUUGCAUCUCUUUUGGGUCAACUCAGGGCUGAAGCUAACGGCCUGGUUACGCACCUUGUGGAGACAUUUGUCAGAACCGCCGAACUCCUCGGUGGAGAGCAGGCAGUAGAGAUUCUGACGGGCGACAUGAUCCACACCGGCUUCUUCGGCAAUCUCCUUGACGGCCUGAAGGGCGCCUGGGAAGCCCACCAGAAGACCGGACCAAAUGCUAGAGAGUCUGCUGUAGACGGUCUCGUUGAAACCGACUAUUUCACUGUCAUCGCGCGGAUGUGUCUCGCCUCACCGAGCAUCUUGCUCUCAGCUCUCGAAGCGGUGCAGACCGGCACUGACGCCAACGACAUGCAGGAUCCCGAAGAGUCGCUCGAUGGCCGCAUGAAGUGGCUGCUUGAGGAAUGGUUCGACCACUUCGAGAACAUCGCCGCGCCUGUCAGCAAGAAGCUCAUGUGCUUGGCUCUCACGAAACUGCUGGAGACAGGCAAAGGCUGGAUCCUGAUCAAGCUCCAAGACCUCAUGACCAUGUGGACGGACCUCAUCAUCGAGCUGACAGACGGACAAGAAGACACGAGCGUCGACUGCCUCGUCUGGCACCAAGACACGCCCCAGGUCUCGGGCCCCGAGCCCCCGGACGACGUCCGCCGCCGCAACCUCAUCUACUCUGACCCCGUGCACACGGUCAACAUCCUGCAGUUCGUGCGCGAGCACCUGGCGCAAGCGAUUGCGGUAUGCGGCGGCGAGGAACGCUUCCGCGAUGAGUGGCUGGUCAACGUGGACAAGGAGGUUGUGCAAGCGUUUGGCAAGCUGGGCAUCAUGUAGAGUAGGGAGUGAGGAACUGGAGAGAUAUGAGCGAGAGAGAGGAUUGCAGAGUUAGCAUGGCGGAGAGCCGAAAUAGACUUGAUUUGUCUGCAGGGGUUGUUCUGGCGAAAGUGUGCCUAUGUUUGAGGUUUGCCAUGCUCCGUGGUGUUUCGCUGGACAAUCACG